AUGGCUGAAACCUGUCAGAUAGCCCGUAAGCAAGAUUUGCCCCCUCCGGGGGGCUAUAAACCAAUUCCAUAUAAAAGGAUCCCUGCAAAAACAUUCUUCAGCGGAUAUACCAUAUUUGCCGGCUACCUUGGGGUUACAGCAGCCGCCAUCUACCUGUACAAUAUAAACUAUAAACAAGUUGUAAAGGAUCGGAUAGAGAUGCGCUCAGCCAAGAUGGCAAUAUACCCGAUGUUGGUUGCAGAACGAGAUAGAGAAUAUCUGAAGCAACUCCGUAGAAACCGAGAUGCUGAAGAGAAGCUCAUGGCUGAUGUUCCAUGUUGGGAGGUUGGCACAUACUAUGGUGAAAAAGUGUACAAUCUUUCCCCCAAAGAUACGCUCCACGAGCCCAUCUUCCAUGAAUACUAUGUGCACUCCAAUCCUUAUGACUGGUUCCAGCGUGCACACCUUAAACUGCGCUCAUAA
Messenger RNA from Arctia plantaginis, 462 nucleotides. The record is from the annotation of a GenBank genome assembly. NCBI's taxonomy places the organism in Eukaryota, Metazoa, Arthropoda, Insecta, Lepidoptera, Erebidae.